Messenger RNA from Epithele typhae, 1395 nucleotides. RefSeq lists its product as uncharacterized. The transcript is spliced from 9 exons. NCBI's taxonomy places the organism in Eukaryota, Fungi, Basidiomycota, Agaricomycetes, Polyporales, Epitheliaceae. The record is from RefSeq and is a predicted model, not a curated record. Bases 1 to 1395 code for a protein of 464 amino acids.
AUGGGGCGUAUAAAUUUGAAAACGAAACAGCGCAUCCCCAACGACCCGCGCAACCUCUCCUGGGCGAACGAUGCGAGUAAAUUCGCUCGGCUGGGACCCUCGCGCGGGCUCGGUGUGGACGGCGAGGGCCGCACGAAGGCCCUGAGCGUGACCCAGAAGCUCGACAUGCUCGGCAUCGGCGCGGACCACAGGAACAGCGCGGAGGGCCUCGCUUGGAAGCAGAACAAGGAUUUUGAGAACCUGCUCCGCCGCUUGAAUGCGGUGAAUGGAGACGGGGAGGAGGAGGAGGAGGAGGAGGAGGAGGAGGAGCCGAUGAAGAUCGACGGGUUCGUCCGUCCGUCUGCCUCCAAUGUGAGUGCGAGCCAGGAGGACGCGGAAAGGCGCGGCCGAGAAGAAGAAGAAGAAGAAGCGGAAAACGACGCGCAGGAGGACGAUGGCGAGAGGAAAAAGAAACGCAAAAAGAGCGCACCAUCAGACAACGAGACGUCGGAUGUCGAGCGUAGUAACAAGAAGGACAAGAAGAAGAAGAAAAAGACCUCCGCGGAGGGAUCCGCGGUCGAUUCACCAGCACCAGCCACUUUAAUCCCGACUCCUGCACCUACACCUUCCUCAUCGUCCUCCACCCCUGCGGUCGGAAAGCCGAAACACCCCCGCGCAGCUUUCCGAGGCCGGCACAUGGCGUCGAAGAACCUCGCGUCCAAGUCUGCCUCCGCUAUCGCCGAGAUCCUCGGCAUCUCCGACUCAUCCACGCCCACCCCCGCCAUCUCCAGCUACCCGUCUUCUGCCCCACUCCCUACCCUACGCCGCGACCCCAACCGAUGCACUCAAGCUACAAGAGCUGACAGUGUCGAGCAAGAGCCUCGCGGCGAAGAGCAACGCGCGCAUCUUCGCGUCCCCCUCUACUCCCGCGGACGCGAACGAGGAAGAGGCGAUGACCGGCCGCGCAUGGGGCUGGGCGCGUCGAGGCUCCGCGUCGGGGAGGAGGACGCGGACCGGGGCGAAGGGCGGCGGGGGCUUGGCGGGAUCGGCAGCGGGAUGCGGUUGCAGUUUGCGGCCACGUUCCCGCCGGCGACCGCUUCUGCAUCGGCGGAGCCUGCGCCAGGGCCCGAUCCAGAGGAGCGGCCAAAGAAGAGCAGGAAGAAGGAUGAGGAGAAGAAGAACAAGAAGAAGGAGAGCAAAGCUGACGAGAACGGUGGUGCGGACAGUGCAGACGUGGAGACGGGUGUCGAGGACGAAAAAGCGGAGCGGAGAAGGAGGAAGGAGGAGAAGCGACGGCGCAAGGAAGCCGACGCACGAAGUCAGGCCCAGGCUCAAGAUUCAGCAGGCGUGGGGGAAGGAGAGCCUGUGGACGGAGAGCGCAAGCGCAAGAAGGAGAAGUCGAGGAAGGAUCGGUGA